Linum trigynum is the source of this 909-nucleotide messenger RNA. The record is from the annotation of a GenBank genome assembly. NCBI's taxonomy places the organism in Eukaryota, Viridiplantae, Streptophyta, Magnoliopsida, Malpighiales, Linaceae.
AUGCUUCGAGUCAGCUUGCAUCGCCUCUCGCCAUCCUCACUCUGCUCAUAUUCUCCGCGGUCUCUGCCCCCACGGAAGCAAACCUUCUCCUUCGCCAAAUUGAGAAGCAGCGUGAGCGCGAUGAGGGAUUUCAGCACCUCCUCCGACCUCACCACCAAGCUCUUGUUUCGUCAGCUCUUCGAGAAGGACUCCUCCACUUACACUUAUCUGCUCGCCGAUGUUGGUCACCCUGAUAGGCCUGCUCUGCUGAUUGACCCAGUAGACAAGACAGUAGAUAGGGACAUCUCCCUUGUAAAAGACUUGGGAUUAAGGCUCAUAUACGCCAUAAACACUCAUGUCCAUGCUGACCAUGUAACUGGGACUGGGUUGCUGAAGACAAAGGUUCCUGGUGUAAAGUCUGUUAUCUCAAAAGCAAGCAAUUCCAAAGCUGAUAUGCACAUCGAAGCAGGAGACAAGAUCUACUUUGGAGAUCUUUUCCUGGAGGUUAGAGCUACUCCUGGGCAUACACAGGGCUGUGUUACCUAUGUUACAGGAGAUGGGCCUGACCAACCAAACCCAAGGAUGGCAUUCACUGGAGACACUUUGUUGAUACGUGGAUGUGGACGAACUGAUUUUCAGGGUGGGAGCUCAAGUCAACUCUACCAUUCUGUGCAUUCUGAGAUCUUCACCUUGCCCAAGGACACCUACAUCUAUCCUGCUCAUGAUUACAAGGGAUUCACUGUCAGCACAGUUGGAGAGGAGAUCCAGUAUAAUCCCCGGCUCACCAAAGACGAGGAAACAUUCAAGAGCAUCAUGGAAAAUCUUAAUCUUCCAUACCCUAAGAUGAUCGAUGUGGCUGUUCCUGCAAACAUGGUAUGCGGGUUGCAAGAUGAUUCUUCAGCAGAGCCUGUUGUCGCGACUUCUAAGUAA